AUUGAUAGGAGGAACGACUGUCUUCCUCCUAAAUGGAGCUUGGUAUCAGCAGGUCGAGGGUUAAAAGAGUCGACACCUCCAUGCGAAUUUACGAUAGGACUGACACUGAAAAUGAAGACAUUAUCGUACAGUGCGCUGGCUAUACCUUAGCCAGACGAUGAGGUCGCGGCUGUCUAGUCCAGUUACAAGCACAAGCGUGAUAUCGUUCAUAAUUUCUCGGCAACGCUUUUCCUAUCUUUGAAUAACCAUGAGGCAGCCAGCGGUCAAUUGGAUUGCAUCUGAUUACCGGGACGAAGAACAGUGAAAUAAUGGCUUGUGACAUGCUCGUUUCAGUGGGAAGCAGAUUCCUCACUGUCUUGCCGCUCAGCUAGAAGAACGCCUUUUCAUUCUACGGGGAACACACCGGGUACCAGAUACUUAGAGUGAUAUUCGUACCAAAUUGAGGUGUAGAGUCACUGUACUUUGGGGAAGUCUUUUACUAUACGCAUUUACCAUGAAAUCCAUUUUCACUGGUUCCCUCUUGAUUAUCGCUUUCUGCCUUUUGCAAGUGGCCAUAGCAGUACCAGUUGCUGAGUUACAGGAUGUUACGGAUGGGAACCUCAAACGUCUGGUGAGUAAACAUACAAAGAGCGCACUUGGCAUAGGGGCAGAAGAAUCCGGCCCCAACAAGCGUGAGCCACUUCCUUUCGGUACUUUCUAUAGGAAUGGCCCAGAUGAGGAGGACACCGAUUCUGCGUGAUGACAAGUGAUAACAGAGUUACUGGAUCGCAGCAGAGAGUGAAGUGUUCCAGGCUCGACUUGACGGGGACGUAACACUUUGUCCAUUGAAAUCAUAUUUCUUGUAUUUGUAUAGGCGAAAUCUUGAAUAUUAUGGUGUGAAAGGGAUCAACAAUUCAAGGGAAGCAAGUAUGACCUGAUCAUACAUCGGUGUGCUCGUAUUCGACAGUAGUACUAUUGGUGCUAAGUGUAUGACAAGUCCAGUCUUUGCGGGAUCGGAAUGUAAUAGUUCAUGUUCGAGA
Messenger RNA from Serpula lacrymans var. lacrymans S7.9, 1019 nucleotides. RefSeq lists its product as uncharacterized. NCBI's taxonomy places the organism in Eukaryota, Fungi, Basidiomycota, Agaricomycetes, Boletales, Serpulaceae. Bases 494 to 739 code for a protein of 81 amino acids. The transcript is spliced from 9 exons. The record is from RefSeq and is a predicted model, not a curated record.